Rotaria socialis is the source of this 930-nucleotide messenger RNA. The record is from the annotation of a GenBank genome assembly. NCBI's taxonomy places the organism in Eukaryota, Metazoa, Rotifera, Eurotatoria, Philodinida, Philodinidae.
AUGGCGACUAAAAAUUCGACUAAAACAGAAAAUAAUGCACCUGACGAUAAUAUCAAACGAAUGGGUCAAACUAUAUUACGUGCAAAAACAGUACUUAUUAAACCUUAUUCAAAAUAUACUGAAGAAGGUCUUCGUCCGAGAACACCUAAUCAACCGUAUACGCGUUUAACAAGCGAACAAGUAUCAAAUAUUGAACGUACAGUUAGUCCAGUAUUUUUUCAUAAAGCUCCCAUAACAACAGCAACAGGAGCUUUUCGACGUUUUCGUCAGCGUCAAACAGAUUCCUAUCCAAUGAGCCAUUUACGUACAGGUGGUCACGUUGGUGGUGGUACUGAAUAUACAUAUGUGACCGCACAACCCUACACAUCAAAGCUACCCGAUGAAUAUAAUGGCUGUGAAGAAAAUGGUUUUCCAAAAUGGUAUCCAAAUCGAGCUGGUGAACGAACGCUAGGACAUUUACGCAACGGUGAACCCGUUGAAAGAUUUGUUUCAAUUGAUAUGUUUCGUCGUGCACCAACAGCACGUUCAGGUCAAAUUAUUUUUGAUCAUGGACGACCAAAUGAUGGAUAUUAUUUACAAAGAUAUGGAUAUGAUACAACAUGGUUUCAUUCUGACCUUAAUUUAAAUCGUCAUAAUAUACUUGAUUCAAUUGAAAUGAAAACAACUGCUGACUAUGAACAAAAGCAAGUAGAACAACAAGAGCAAUAUCGAAAAGCAAACGAUAUAUGGCCACAUUUAUCUGAGUAUAGUGAUCAAUUUGUAUUGAAAACAAAAGCUGAACAAAAAGCAAAAACAGAUUUGGAACAUGCCAAACAACACAUUGCACAAAACCCAGCACGUCUCUCAUCAUUGCACAAUCAAAUAGCAGCAAGAACUGUUGCUCAAGGUCGAACACUUAUUAAUGAGUCAUCAGUCGCAGUUCAAUGUUAA